AGAAGAAGAUCAUGCUAAACAUGUUUUUGGACACGUUGAUGGCUGAUCCUCCUCCCCAGUGCCUUGUGUGGCUCCCUCUCAUGCACAGACUCGCCCACGUUGAAAAUGUCUUCCACCCCGUGGAGUGCUCCUACUGCCACUGUGAGAGCAUGAUGGGGUUCCGCUACCGGUGCCAGCAGUGCCACAACUACCAGCUGUGCCAGAGCUGCUUCUGGAGGGGCCACGCCAGCGGCCCCCACAGCAACCAGCACCAGAUGAAGGAGCACUCCUCCUGGCUUAAAAAUCCCCACACACUGCCCUUGCU
Molecule: messenger RNA, 304 nt
Organism: Neopelma chrysocephalum (saffron-crested tyrant-manakin)
Lineage: Eukaryota; Metazoa; Chordata; Aves; Passeriformes; Pipridae
Product: dystrobrevin beta-like
Exons: 3
Biological process (GO): synaptic signaling
Cellular component (GO): synapse; plasma membrane
Molecular function (GO): zinc ion binding
Source: RefSeq, a predicted model, not a curated record